This is a messenger RNA of Neltuma alba, 1244 nucleotides long. Its product is annotated as protein TONNEAU 1b. Bases 174 to 965 code for a protein of 263 amino acids. The record is from RefSeq and is a predicted model, not a curated record. Gene Ontology annotation, molecular function: protein binding. The transcript has 8 exons. NCBI's taxonomy places the organism in Eukaryota, Viridiplantae, Streptophyta, Magnoliopsida, Fabales, Fabaceae.
CCCCUCGGUUCACGUUGCCAUCGCCUUUGGCCCUUUGCCCACUUUCCCUCCGACUCCGCUGUGUGUCUCUGGCGCUGACGCGCCUUUACAUCCACUGGAGUGGAAGCCAAGUAUCUUUCCACCACACCCUGUGAAAGAGCCAACCGCAGAAGGAAGCUCAGCUUUUGGAAGCCAUGGACGACUACACGAGGGAGAUGAUGGACCUCAAGACUCUUGUGACCCGCACUCUCGAGAAGAAAGGCGUCCUAGCCAGGAUCCGAGCUGAACUGAGGGCCAGUGUCUUUGAGGCUAUUGAAGAGGAGGAUCAGGUAAUAGAGAAAGAGGAAGGUUUACCGCCUGCAUUGCUUGGUAGCUGCAAUGAUCGAGCAAAACAACUUCACGCCUCUCCUUCGGGUAGACUCAUUACUGCCCUGGUGUGCGAAUAUUUAGACUGGGCUCAACUAAACCAUACACUAAAGGUUUAUCUUCCAGAAUGUAAUUUGCAAAAAGAUUCUUGGAAGGCUGAGUUAAAAGAAUUUAGCAGCAAGAAUGGAUAUGAUCUUAACAGAAAUGGAGAUAGCCCUCUGCUUUUGGAUGUUCUUGAAGGAUUCUUGAAGUUUGAGAAUUUAUCCCAAGCAAAGGCUGGUGGCAGGAGAUUUACUACAUCUGAAACUGAGCCCUUGCCAAACCUAGAAUCCUGGAACAUGCGAAGGCCUUCAUCAUCUGUUGCCGGUGGCUUACCUCCCCUUGGAAGGGCCGUGCCUUCUCAGCCAUCCGAUAGAAGAGGAGGAUCUUCCAUGGCUGGUUACCGGAAGGAUGAGUACAAUUGGCGAUAUGACAAUGAUGACCUUCCAGAGGAUGUGAUUCGAGCUUCUAGUGCUCUGGAGAACCUUCAGUUGGACAGAAAAGCUAGAAAUCUGACAUCAUCUUGGCGACAUGCUGGUGAUGUGAAUAGUGAGGAUGAUGGCAGGUCUGAUCACAUGUAAUGGUGAUGUCACAUGUAUAAUGCCACUGUAUUUACGUUGUUUUCUGAAUCACCGGCCUCUGUCAAUAUUUGGAAGAGGCUGGAUUUAGAUAGUGCGUGAUGUGACAUGAAUUAGUAGUGUUUUCCACUGGCUUUCACUAAUUAUUUUUCCUUCUGUUGGCCUUAUGUUUGUUAAAUGAAUUUGUUCAGCAUCUGUUUGGGUGCCAUGUUUGUCAAGGAAUCCAGGGAAAAAGGUUUGACAAAAAUGAGUGAGAAGUAUUUCACAGUUCUUGCUUUGCAU